Gryllus bimaculatus (two-spotted cricket) is the source of this 2969-nucleotide messenger RNA. NCBI's taxonomy places the organism in Eukaryota, Metazoa, Arthropoda, Insecta, Orthoptera, Gryllidae. The record is from the annotation of a GenBank genome assembly.
CAAGAAUCAAUAAAAUGUAAAACAAAGCAGGGUCAAAAUAUAUAGAGCAGAAUAUAAACCCACGAUGCAGAAACCUGAUGGAAACGUGAUGGCGGUCGUCGCAAGUUUGGCGUUGGCGGGAACUCGGGGACCGAAGUACGCAUGCGCGGAUUUCUAGUUUGAGGGAGAGAGCACGAACUGAUUCGGACUGUUUCGGACUGGUUUCAAAUUUCGAACUGCUGCUGGAACAAACCGGAACAAACCUACAAGGUUUGUGGUGUAUGAACCCGUCUCCACCUGAUAACUUCCAGUGGCAGUAAAAUCAUAUUAUCUGUUGCAGUGUAGUGCUGAGAGAAUAUUAGUGUAGUUAUUAGGAUGUUAUUGUUCAACAUAAAAUCUAUUCUGUUAAAAUAAUUUUCUUUAAAAAUCACAUAAUGUAGGUUUAGACUGACAGUAGAAUGAAACCAGCAAAAAGAAAUCCAUUUUUACUUUGGAAGAGUCACUUGUUUCUUGUUGCAAUAUUUUUUGUAAUUAUUUUGGCUGAAAUAAAUCCAAAAUUGGGCGAGAAAGGAGGUAUUCUUCGACCAGAGAUAACGGUUGAAUAUGGAGCUGUGUCAACAAUCUUUCUAAUUAGCGGAAUGUCAAUGAAAUUAGAAGAUGUAUUCAAUGCUGCUAAACAUUAUGAUCUUCACAUUUUUGUGCAAACGUUUUCUUUAUUUUUUGUUCCUAUUUUUGUUAAGUUUUUAACAGUGUGUCUUUAUCAAUUCAAUGUAGAUGAGUGGAUUCUUAAAGGGUUAAUAGUUGUCAGCUGCAUGCCACCUUCUUAUUCAUCUGUUGUUAUGGCUAGAGCUGUGGGUGGAAAUGAGCCAGCAGCAGUUUUUAGUUCAAUACUAGGAAGUGUUCUUGGCAUUUUCACUACUCCUUUUACUUUACUGUUUUUUCUCCAUGCAACAGCUCUGGUUCCACCAUUUUCUACAAUAAUUGAUCUAAUUUUGACUGUUACAUUACCUUUAGCAGUAGGCAUAAUUUUUCAUAAAGUAACAAGUCUGAGGAUUCCGAAUAAAUGCAUGGAAAGAAUAGGAGAAUUUGCGCUACUAUUACUCAUCUACACAACAUUCUGUGACAUGUUUAUCGCUCAUGAAAAUGUGGCAUUACAACCAAUGAGCGUUGUACUUACAAUAUUUCUGGUGGUUCUCAUUCAAAUAAUUCUUUUGUACCUAAGUUUCUUGUCAGCAACAAACUUAAUUACUUGUUUUACUCCAGCUGAUAUAGCAACAAUUUUAUUCACUUCAACACAUAAAUCACUAACUCUUGGUAUACCCAUUUUACGAAUCCUCUAUGCAGGAUACAAUCAUUUAUUUGCAAUAUCUCUUCCUCUCAUGGUAUAUUAUCCAAUUCAGGUGAUUUUGGGAGGACUUCUUGCAGGAGAACUACAAAGUGGACAAAAUCCAGAAUUUUACAGAGACAGAAAAGGAAACUUCUCCAUUAAUAUCCGAACAAUUGCAAAUGCAAAAUUGAUGAUAAUGGACAUAGUUGCCAGGUGGCCUGACUCCUGUCAAGACCCGGCAAUUUUCAAUACUUCUUUCAUAAAGCAGAGAUUAUUGGACAAAGAGUUCGGGGAAAAUUUUAUUUUAGGUGAUAAACGCUAUGAAAAUAAUAAUUUUCUCCUAACGCCUCUCCAUAACCCAUCAACUGGUGCGGAAAACGUGUGCAAUAAAUCGCACAUCAAAACAAGAAAUGUAGUGGAGAGGUCAGAUGGCGUGUAGAAAAGCAGAUUUCUAGUUUUAAUCAAAAAAAUAAAUGUUCACUUGUCAAAAGUACACGCAAUUAUUGUUGCUUGUGCAGUAUUUCAUAAUAUUGUUACUAAUAUGGGUGAUGACCACUUCGAGAUACAAGAAGAAGAUGAUGAUAAUAAUGGGAAUGUUACUAAUAAUAGUCAAAAUUCAACCUGGAAUAAGUUGAUAACAAGAUAUUUUUCUAAUAUUCUAAUUUCUAAAUAUUCUAAUUAAAAGGUAUUCUUUUUCUAAUUCAUGCAUUUCCAUUUUCUUUUUCUUCUCUAAUUCAUGCAUUUUCAUUUUAUUCUUCUUCUCCAAUUCCUGCAUUUCUUUUUUGUGCAGUAUCGCAUCUUCAGCUAGUUUCUUUUGUGUAUUUGCCACUUCAGUUUAGUUUCCGCCAGCAUCUCAAAUGGCAUUUUUUCUUUUGGUUUUCCUAUCAAUGAUAUAAUUAAUGUAUAGUACACAAGGAUAAGAUACGUGGAGAAUUGUGGAAAUAAAUAAGCCUACUUUGAAAUAUAUGAAUUUUAUUAGGAAUGAAAUGCAUUGUGUUAUAGUGGAUUAAAGGCUUUAAAUGAACAAAAGAAUAAUAAUUUGGGGUAUCAAGAAAAUAAAAGAUUGUUUAUGAAAUAGUACACAAUAUGUUUUUAUCUAAUACUAUCAUUUUACAGAAAACAAUGUUAUAGAUGAGGUAUUUCACUUAAUUGAACAGUAACAUUUAAUAGAAAUAGUGAAGUGAGAAUGUAAAUAUUUAAAAAUACUAACAUAAGGACAGAUGCUUCCUUUUUCGUAAUAUAAGCAGAAUUUCACGACUUUUGACAAUCAUAAUUUUCUUGGAGUGUGACUAGGCUUGAUGAACAUCGUUGUAUAUCAGCUUCACCUUUAAAAAAAUAAUUUAAUGGCAGAAGUAUUUUUGUAAUGUAAACAUAAUGAUAAGUGGGAAUAACAAUAGAAAGUAAUAUACCUUGCAUAUUAAUAUGAACACAGAUUAAUGUAUAUAAAAUAUAUUUAUUUUCCACAUAAGAGAAAAAUGAACAUAUACAAAACGUUAUUAAUUUUUAAUAACAAGGGCGAUUUCUAAUGAAAUGUCAUCUUUUUUCAUUUAACAUGUCCAUUGUAAUCGAAUGUUCGAGAUGAUGCCUAUGCUGCUGACCUGCACUCGUCAACAUCGUGCUCUGGACUUGUGAGAACCGCGGCAAACAAGUUUAGAAAUCGCUA